GACAAGGGGCAGAAGAAGCGGAUGAUUUACGGUUCUUCAGACAGGGAUUGAACUUGUUGGAGGCGAGCACAAACCAAAUCUAACAAGCCAGCAAUUCAGCAAUAGCCGAACACCGUGUGACGUGUAAAAAAAACGGACCUGGCAACUUAUGCAGAUGGCCUCUGGAACGAGUCCGGCUGUGGGAGGAGACCACGAAGGGGCGAGCAACUUAGGGCUCAAAUACGUUGGACAGCCCCAGAUUCUGUCUUUUUCCAGCCGAAACAAGCAGCGAAAGUAACUUCUAACACGAAUUAAACAUGGCCACAGAUCAUUCCUGUUAUGAGGGCACCUAUGCCAACUGUUUCCAGUUCUACCUGGAAAAAUCAGGAGAGCACGCUGUAAUUAGCCAGUGUGUUAAAAACACCCUGCCUGGAGAGUUUCAGAGAAUUGGAGCGGGUAAAAGCAGCCUGGAUGUUCUCGGGGUUGGAAGUGGUGGAGGUGAAAUGGAUGUUCAGAUGCUCUCCUUGCUGCAGUCGACUUUCCCCGCUGUGCCCAUUACUGCUGACAUUGUGGAGGGCAGCUCUAAUCUUAUAGACAAGUUCAAAGCUUUGGUUGCAAAGACUGCCGACCUUCAGAAGAUCCCAGUUUCUUGGCAUAUCAUGGCCAGUGAGGAAUAUGUAAAGCAAGUGAAAGCAAAGGGAGACAUGAAGAUGUUUGACUUCAUACACAUGAUUCAGAUGAUUUACUAUGUGGACAAUCUUUCUGAAACUAUCAAGUUUUACCACAGCCUUUUGAAGAAGAAUGGCACACUUAUGAUCAUCGUUGAAUCAGCCAAUAGUGGCUGGGACAUCCUGUGGAAGACUUUCAGAAAGGAUCUGUGUGUCGACGGCAUAAAAGAGUACCGUUCAUCAGGGGAGGUUAUUGCUUGCCUGAAGAGCCAGGGUCUCAAGUACGAGGAGCAUUCAGUUCCCAACAGCUAUGACAUCACCGAGUGCUUCGACCCAAGCAGUGUAAACGGAGAACGUCUGCUGAGUUUCAUGACGGGGAAAGACCACUUCUACGAAUCCUUCACCCCAGAGACCAGAGCAGGCAUGUUGGAGCUCCUCAGAAGUAAAUGCAGCGCUGAGAAAGAGGGAAAGGUGUUCUUCAACAGUAAUUUGAGCUGCAUUCUUGUUCACGCUUGAGUAAGUUUAGCUUAUACUGUACUCUUUAUACAACAUAUUUCCUGUAACCAACAGAUGAAUACUGUUUUAAUAAAUCAUUUUUGGUGACUUUCAAGAUGACGUUCACAGAUUAAAAACCAUGUCUGGAUAACCAACUGGUUGGUCUUUUGGAAAACUUUAUUCAAAUAUGACCUUGUAUGAUUCCCCCCCCCCACAGUCAAGAUUAUUAUAAAGUGAAUGAGCGUAAUAGCACCUGAAUCCAUAGGAGGCAUUUGAUGUGAUGAGCCCACAUUCAUUUACCAGCCAAAACUGCUGAGAGUCUUUCAUUGUUGUAAGUUUAUAGCCUGCAAAGUAAUUAUGUUGUUUCCAUAUUGUUGCUCCCACUGCAUCAUUUUUGGCCACCGCAGGCAAGAGAGUUGAGGGCUCCAGCAGCCCAUUGUGCACUGUCCAAUAAGACUUAUGUAGCGGUGUAUUGAGCUGCCAGAGAACAGCAGGCUUCCAAUGAGAGUAAGAGGAAGAUCAGGACAAAAAUGGGGCGCCAGAAAAUUAAACUUGCAUCUAACAUCUGUCAAUUCCAUAUGGUAAUAGCAAUGGUAUAGCCUUUCUUGUCGCUUUAAAACACAGUGUUUUAUCCCUAAAGAGUUUGUCGGAAAAAUACUUCAGUCAAACAUGUAUUCCAUCUGCAGCUUCUCUAUUAUGUACUUUAGGUUGUCAUAAUUUGUAGUUCAUAUCCUGCAUUCUAAAGUGUCUUCAAAACGGUUGCAGUGAGAAAUCAUCCAGUGGUGGAGCCACCCAAAAUUUGGCAGCAAUGACCAUCUGGCUCUGCCUGAUUCUCCAAUUGAUUUUGAAUUCUUAUUAAACGGUGUUGUUUUCUUUGUUCACAUUAGACCAGAACAAAUGAAAAUAACAAAACAGCUGUAUGAGCUGAGGGGAAAAUAUAUAGAGAGAUAUUUUGACAGUUAAAAUCAGUUGUCUUCUUUAUUUACCUAAUCCCUAUUUAAUUUACAGCUCCCUGUUUACUUCACAUUUCCUCGUCUGACCAAGAGCUCUUUUUAGGGGUCCAGAUUCAUAGCUAAUUUAGCUUAGGGUUUUUUAAAAGACAAAUGUGUCGGCUAAGCAGAAUAAGCCCAACUGAACAUUGCUUUGAGAAACAUAUUUCAAGACUACUGAAUAAAUUAUUAAUAAAGGAUAAUAGAAAGUGUGUUGUAACACUGUGCAUUCUGUAGAGCUACACAGCACAAAUAUCCUCUGUAGAAUCCUUGUAUCCCACAGCUGUUAGGCUGCUUCUGAAAUCACGUCUUUGUUCAUUUCUGCUUCACAUAACAGGAAGAUUAGCA
Molecule: messenger RNA, 2479 nt
Organism: Menidia menidia (Atlantic silverside)
Lineage: Eukaryota; Metazoa; Chordata; Actinopteri; Atheriniformes; Atherinopsidae
Source: the annotation of a GenBank genome assembly